CACACUUCACUCACAAACCUCACACACAACCCGCAAACCUACUGCACCUACAACCGUCUCAACAGCAAAACUCUAUACCUCAAACAACCGCCACAAUGCCGUCUUCAUUCCAAUCCCAAACCUUCUCCUACACCAGCAGCUCCAUCAACGGGCAAACCACAUCGCACACACAGUCAACAUUCAGCGACAACAGCGGCACACGUGUGCACCAGACAAGCCAAGAGCCCGGCCAAGCGCCACGCGAGGAGCACUUUGAGAUCGACAGCGCGGGGAGGCGCAUUGCUGAGGGCACAAGUGGAAACAGUCAAGGCAGGAUCACAGACGUGACGGACGAACAGCAGAAGGAAAAUGAUAGGCUCUAUGAGGAGAGGAUCGAGGAGGAGUAUGCUAAGCGUGAGGGCGGUGCUUAGAAGAUGAGGAAGGGUACGCGCUGGACUGAGAGCAAGGAGAAGAUUGGUUGAGAACUGUGCAGGGUGAUGCAAUGCAUGUGAACUGGCGUUUGGAUGAUAAUCUACACUCACAAAUGCAACCAAAACUUCCGGCACGCUCAUGGCCUUCCCUCCCACGCUUUCGUGAGGUACUCUUCCGCACUCAGAAACUUGUAAUCG
Macroventuria anomochaeta is the source of this 608-nucleotide messenger RNA. RefSeq lists its product as uncharacterized. Lineage: Eukaryota; Fungi; Ascomycota; Dothideomycetes; Pleosporales; Didymellaceae. Bases 96 to 410 code for a protein of 104 amino acids. The record is from RefSeq and is a predicted model, not a curated record. The transcript has a single exon.